Molecule: messenger RNA, 3207 nt
Organism: Pelobates fuscus (common spadefoot toad)
Lineage: Eukaryota; Metazoa; Chordata; Amphibia; Anura; Pelobatidae
Product: calcium-activated chloride channel regulator 1-like
Exons: 14
Coding region: 122-2968 (948 amino acids)
Biological process (GO): chloride transport
Cellular component (GO): plasma membrane
Molecular function (GO): intracellularly calcium-gated chloride channel activity
Source: RefSeq, a predicted model, not a curated record
UAUCAUUCACACAUAAAACAAUAGGUAACAAUGUGGCAAAGUCCAUUCGUAGUUGUGAUAAGCAGUUAUUAAUGUUGAGGACAUAUAGCUUAACAAGCUUUUAGCCGGCUCAAGAUACAGAAUGGCUUACUGGAAUGUAUUUUAUUUAAUUUUAACUUUUCUUGUUCUGCAUACAACUAAAUGUUCAAUGGUCAAGGUUAAUAAUGGUGGAUAUGAAGAUAUUGUUAUUGCAAUUAAUCCUGCCUUAAAGGAAGAUAGCAGAAUAAUUGAAAGCAUUCAGAAUACGGUUAAAGAGGCAACACAAUAUUUAUUUCAAGCUACCAAAAAGAGGCUCUUCAUAAGGAAUGUGAAAAUUUUAAUCCCAUCUACAUGGUCAUCAAACAAUUACACUAAACCAACAACUGAAACAUAUGAUAAGGCUGAUGUUAUUGUUGCAGAUCCUUAUUUGAAAUAUGGCAAUGACCCAUACACAUUACAAUAUGGGCUGUGUGGUGAACAAGGAAGAUACAUUCAUUUGACUCCGAGUUUCUUGUUGGACGACAAUUUAAUCUCAGUUUAUGGGCCACGAGGAAGAGUGCUUGUACAUGAAUGGGCUCACCUUCGAUGGGGAGUAUUUGAUGAAUACAGUUAUGAUAACCCCUAUUAUAUCCAUGGAAGUUUUAAAGUAGAGGCAACAAGGUGCUCACUGGAUAUAUUUGGAAUCAACAUACUCCAGCCAAACCAAUGCCAAGGAAAUUCCUGUCCAACAAAAGCUUGUAAUUUUGACUCGAAGACAGGUGUAUAUGAAGAGGGUUGUGUUUUUGUGCCUGACAAAUACCAGUUUGGGCAAGAAUCUAUAAUGUAUGCACAGGCUCUAACUGAAGUCUCUGCAUUUUGUGAUGACAGCAAUCACAACAUUGAGGCUCCAAAUCUACAUAACCGAAUGUGUGAUUCACGUAGCACAUGGAGUGUGAUCAUGGAUUCCAAUGACAUCGCCUCUACUACUCCAUCAACAACUAACAACAUUCCGAUCCCUUCCUUUACACUGCUGCAGAACAGGAAUAGAGUGGUCACUUUAGUGAUUGAUGUUUCUGGGAGUAUGAGCUUGAAUGAUAGGAUUGGGAGAGUGCGUCAAGCAGCAGAUGUCUUUCUGAUUCAAAUUAUUGAAACCAACACAUAUGUUGGGAUUGUGCAAUUCUGUAACAUUGCAUCAGUCAUUUCACCACUAAAGAAUCUCACCAAGAAUCAGAAAGAAAUGUUUAAAGCUAUGAUUCCAUCUUCAACAAUGAAUGAAAGAACUGACAUUUGUGCAGGAAUUCGUUUGGGUAUUGAGGUAAAUAAAGGACAGGACGGAACAUCAUAUGGUACUGAACUUGUGCUAUUAACAGACGGAGAAGAUAAUAAUGACACCAGGCUUUGCUUCUCAGACAUAAAAAAUAGUGGAGUAAUUAUUCAUGUCAUAGCAGUUGGGCCAAAUGCGGAAAAAGAACUUGAAGAAAUAUCAGCAAUGACAGGAGGAUUGCAAUUUCUAGCAUCAGACAUGGUGGAUGCUAACGGACUGAUUGAUGCUUUCAGUGGGAUUUCAGCAGCAGAUGGCGACGUUUUUAAGAAGUCUAUACAGCUAGAAAGCAGUGCUAUAAAAAUUCAACCUAAUGAGUGUUUGAGUGGAACAGUUUACAUCGAUCUCACUGUAGGAAAUGAAACAUUUUUCCUAGUUACUUGGCAAGAUUCAGUGCCAUCUAUCCGUUUACAAGAUCCCAAGAGAAAAAUAUAUACUACUGAGCAGUUUUCCAGUGAUGUAACAUCCAAAUUGUCUAGACUUGAAAUCCCAGGAACAGCAGAGAGGGGACCUUGGCUUUACAGGAUUUGCAAUAAUAAUACAUUAAACCAAGUUCUAGGUAUCAUAGUAAAUUCCAAGGCGGCUGAUUUCUCUAUCCCUCCAAUUAUUGCCAAUGCCCACAUGAACAAGGAGACGAAUUCUUAUCCUAAUCCAAUGGUUGUUUAUGCAUUAGUAAAGCAGGGGCUAAUGCCAGUGACAGGAGUUAACGUAACAGCAAUUAUUGAAUCAGAUAAUGGAAAUGUGGAGAUUAUGGAGCUUCUGGACAAUGGAGCAGGUGCUGAUGUUGCAAAGAAUGACGGCAUUUACACAAGGAAUUUUAUUGCGUUCAGUACAAAUGGAAGGUAUAGUUUGAAGGUACAGGUGAGGGGUGAAGACACUAAAAGCAGAUUGGCACUUCCAAAGAAUCAGGCUUUCUAUAUUCCUGGCUAUGCUGAAAGAGGGACGAUUACGAUGAACGCACCUAAGCCCUUAGUCAAUGAAAGUGAUCUACAGCUUAAUGUAGGAGUAUUUGUCAGGACGUCUUCAGGUGGUUCCUUCAUUGUAUCUAAUGUUCCACUUGGGCCCCAAACUGACACCAUUAAACCGUACAAAAUAACAGACUUGGCAGCAAAGACUUCUGGAUACACGAUUGUGCUUUCUUGGACGGCAACUGGUGACGAUCUGGACCAAGGAACUGCAAACAAAUAUGAUUUAAGAACAUGCGUCAACCCAAAUGACCUGAGAAACAACUUUGAGUCCUGCUACUUGGUCAACAUGGCUGGUGUAAAACCACAGCCAGCUGGAUCCCAUGAAACAUUUACAUUUGUUCCUGGAAAUAUGGUUGUUGCAAAUGGAAGUAUACUUCAUUUUGCAUUGAUUGCAAUUGAUAAAGUAUCCCAGAAAUCAAACAUAUCUAAUAUAGCACAGGCUGCAAUUUUUAUUUCUCAAGUGCAACCAACUACUACACCAAAAUCUACAACUAGCACUGCCAAAACUUCCAAAUACACUAGUACAUCAAUAAUAUUUCCACCUUCCGACGGUUGUCCAUCUGGACUGAGUGUAACUGCUUGGACAGUGAUAGUGUGUGCAAUAAUUAUUGUAACUUGUCUCAUUGUGUGUAUUGUCAUUUGCAUCACAAGCUGCCUGAUGAGAAAAGGGAAGAAAAUAUAAUAUAUAAAUAUUAUAAAGCAAACAGAGAAGAAAAUAAUUGAUUUAAUAUAAAAAAAGAAAAUAAAUGUGUCUAUUUUUAAUAUAUAUUACAUAAAACUCAGUAACCCAUUAGAAAAAUGACAGUUAAUAACAUGUACAUAUGUUUGCGAUUCAUACAAAUAAUCUAAAAGAUUUUACAGUUGUACUUCUACCGAAUAAUAAGGUAAUACUUGUAUUAUCCUACUCACCGAUGAUUUAAA